Molecule: messenger RNA, 273 nt
Organism: Blepharisma stoltei
Lineage: Eukaryota; Ciliophora; Heterotrichea; Heterotrichida; Blepharismidae
Source: the annotation of a GenBank genome assembly
AUGGGUUCAUGCUGUUGCAAAGGCAAAGAAAAAAUUCUGCCUUACAUCAUGGAUGUUCAUAUGCAAAUUUCGCCUCGUGAUAACGAAAGACAAGAAAUCAAAAAGAAAAUGUGAAUAGAAAAAGCUAAAAAUGCACCUUUGCUUGAUAUUAAUUCCAACCCAUUAUAUAGACAAAGAAUGAUAGAAAGUUUUACAAGAAGCAGCAGAUCCAGCUUAUCAUCUGCUGGAAGGAGUUCUUUAUCUGCUUCUUAUUCCUUCUUGUAUGGGAAUUAA